GCAGCGAACCCGCGCUUGUUUUGCAGCCGGUGCGCGCGGGACGCGGCGGUGCAGAAUAUCUGUUUAUAGACAGUGAUAUCCGCGUGGUUCAGGAUGUCCCUGAGGAGGGAUCGAGAUGAGGAGGUGCUGGGCUGGAGUGAUGAAGAGGAUGAGGGCUCUGAGUUUGAGAGUGGGCUCUCUGGUGAUGAAGAGCUGUUUUUUAAUGGGAUGGACCCUGCUCAGGACGACCCCCGGCGCGCGCUUUCAGAUGAGACCAAGGUUCCUAAUGGCUCAUCAGCUGAAGGAGCCACCAGUGGGUGUGAUAAAGAAACUCAACCUGCUAAGAGAUGGAACAAUGCAGAUGAGGAGGACAUUGAGCCCUUCCACCACAAAUUCAUUCCAGCCCGGAAACCUGGUUCUAUCCUUGACCACACUAAAGAUUACAGACCAGUGGAUCUUUUCCAGGAGUUUUUCACCACGGAGGCCGUUUCCAGCCUCUGCAGUAACACCAACAAGUUUGCAGACAUAAAGAAAGACAUGGGGGAAAAGUGUAAAUGGGAACCUCUGGAACCUGAGGAGUUUAUGAAAUUCUGUGGGAUUCUUGUGUUUAUGGGCAUCAUUCAUCGCCCCACGAUCGCAGAUUACUGGCAUCCUGACAGCAUGUGGCAAACUCCUUAUGUAAGGAAAAUCAUGCGCAGAGACAGGUUUCAGGCCAUAAGUUUGAGUUUGCACAUCAGUGACCCAGAAUCAGACCGCACAAACUGUGCAAAGAAAGGAAAACCCAACUACGACAAGCUGGCGAAGAUCAGGCCUUUAAUGGAGAGCUUAAAAACGGCCUGUAAGGCAUCGUAUCAUCCUAGGAGGAACUUGUCAAUCGAUGAAAGAAUGGUACCAACUCUGGCUAAGAACGGGGCAACAGUUCGAUUAAAGUCCUGCCGCCACACAUGGGGAUACAAACUGUUUGUCCUGAAAGACAUUGCAAAUGGAUAUACGUGUGAUUUCACAGUUUUCGCUGAUAGCGACCCAAAGAAAACCCCCAAUGGACUCAGUUACGACUCUGUGAUGUCUCUUGUGGAUCCUCAUUUUCUCGGUACUGGCUAUAUUCUGUACUGUGACAGCUUCUUCACCAGUCCAGCUCUGUUCAUGGACCUGCACAAGAUGAAGGUGCAGGCAUGCGGCAUGGCGAAAAAAAACAGAGCAGGGUUUCCCAAAGUCAAGAAAAACUCCCUCACGAAGACGUCAGCGCGAGGCACCAUUAAAUGGAUCAGACAGGGACCCCUUUUGUUUGUAAAGUGGGCCGACUUCAAAGAAGUCAUCGCCUGCUCCACUGUCCACAAGGCCUACGCUGGAGAUGUCGUGACAAGAAGGCAGAGGCAUUUGGACGGAACCUGUGAGGUCAGAGAAUUUCAAGUGCCAGCGCCAAUCAAUGCCUACAAUCGGAUGAUGAGUGGAGUUGAUUUGGUUGACCCAAACCUUCAAAGGUAUAUCAACGGCAAAAGGUUUUACAGGUGGUACAAGAUAUUCUUUUUCCAUUUUCUGGACAUAGCUCUGGUCAACGCCUACCUGCUUCACAAAGAGCACAGCCAAGUGAAAGCAGCAAAACCGCUCUCAUAUCUUGACUUCCGGAAGAAGUUAUGUGAACAACUCUGUAAUUUUGAGACAAACCCUGAGCCACCCGAAGUUCCAAUGAAUCACUACCUUGAACGCAUGCAAGGAGGGCGGAGAAAGUGCCGACAGUGCCUAGGAGAUGGCAAGAGGAGUGACACUAUCUGGCACUGUCCACAGUGUGAUGUUCCACUGUGUGGUUCAGCUGCGAGAAACUGCCUUAUGAGAUAUCAUCUCUCCAGGAACCUAAAGGUGGGGUUGAACAAGGUGGAGAGUACUGAGAACGACAUGGUGAAGACAGGGGUGAAGAGGAUGAUGCAUACAGUGGUGGACAAGAACGUGCAAACAGUACCCAACAAGAAGGUCAACAGAGAGUCAGACAAGACGAUACAGGUGUGCGAGAAGGAGAAAGAGAAGGAAAAAGUGAUGGUGGACAGGAAGGCGAAGAAAACAGUGAAGAGUAAGAUGAAAAAAAGAUCAAAAGUGCAAGUGAAAAAAAAGUCGACCAAUAAAUCAAAGAAAACUGGUCAAAAGGACAAAAGAGAGACCAGAAAAAAUGUGGAACCCAAGCUUGAACCAUUGUUUGAACCCAAGAUUGAAACCAUGGAUGAAUCUAGGUUUGAAACCAUGGUUGUACCCAGGUUUGAAACCAUGGUUGUACCCAGGUUUGAAACCAUGGUUGAACCCAAGUUUGAAACAAUGGUUGAACCCAAGUUGGAACCAAUGGAUGAACCUAAGAUUGAAUCGGUGCUCUGGGAAAGAUAUGAAGGUCCAGAGGUGCACUACAGUGAAGUGACUGUUGUAAUUGAAUGAAAUGCUGCGUUUGGAGAUGCUUCUUAGCACUAUGAACAGCAAAAAAAACGACUACAAGCUUACAGAGUUUUGCACAUGAGCAAAAAAGCUGUGUACAAUACUCGUACAAUACGCAGAUACAGUAUUAUAAACUAUAGCAGCAGAACUGGUUUCAGUCAGCAUGUAGGCCUUCAGUGGGUAAAGAGAUUGGUGGGAACAUUUCUCUUUUAAAGGCAUAUGGUCAUCUGUUUUUAUUCAUUUGUUUGGUCGGUUAAGUUUUAUUACGCUGUUUAAGACUUACCACAUACUAAUGGUUUUAAUUCAGACAUUAUAUGUUAAUCAAUCCAUACUUCUUAAAUGAUUUCCUAAUCUAUAGUCAGCAGCUAUUGGUCCCUUAGAGUUUAUCAGAGUUGUACACUAAUUUACAUUGUAGGCUAUAGCAUAUAUAUAUAUAUAUAUAUAUAUAUAUAUAUAUAUAUAUAUAUAUAUAUAUAUGGAAACACUGGUGAAGAAGUCUCACUGUUACCUGGACCACAUUUACACCUGGUCACUUUAUGCAUCUGGAGUAUCAGCAUUAUAUUUGAAUGGGGAAAGGCUACGUAAAAAGGCGAGUGUAGACGCUCCAAUGAUGCAAUCAAAACAGAUUUAAAUCUGAUCACUCAAACCACUUCAAGAGGUGGUCUGAGAAGCAGUUAAAACAGAUACAAACUCUCCCCAGUACAAAUAACACUAUACCAGUAGCAAUUGCCACCCAAUUCCAGCCCACAGUAAUCAUACAAUCCAGAUACUAAUCAAUUGAAGUGACCAGGUGUAAAUGGGACUUUACUGUAAGCUAGAUCACUACUGCCAUAUAGCUGCUGCUGAUCUGAUUUUGUAUGAAAGUGUUUGUAAAUUAAGGAUAUAUUUUAACAAGUGAUUAUGGAAGACCUUUUCAGAUCAGAUUUGCAUGAUGGGACAUCAACUUCAAAAUCUGUAUUUGUUGCAGGGUUAUGUGGUAUGUGGUAACUAACCUUACUAUUGUAAAGGCACCUUUUAUACUCCUUUUAUGUACAAAAAUAAAUGUACAUUCCAAACAUUGUAUCAGUCACUGUUUAUAUACGUUAAGGGUUAAGCAUAACAUGCAGUAGAGGGAAAUGGCUACCAGGUCUGUCACUAUAACACCGGUUUUAUGGAUGAUAUUUUGUCUCAGAAAUAGUUGUGAUAAACAAAAUUAUUGUCAUCUUUAAA
Molecule: messenger RNA, 3603 nt
Organism: Astyanax mexicanus (Mexican tetra)
Lineage: Eukaryota; Metazoa; Chordata; Actinopteri; Characiformes; Acestrorhamphidae
Product: piggyBac transposable element-derived protein 4
Exons: 3
Coding region: 94-2397 (767 amino acids)
Source: RefSeq, a predicted model, not a curated record